Molecule: messenger RNA, 2022 nt
Organism: Myripristis murdjan (pinecone soldierfish)
Lineage: Eukaryota; Metazoa; Chordata; Actinopteri; Holocentriformes; Holocentridae
Product: transcription elongation factor 1 homolog
Exons: 4
Coding region: 147-398 (83 amino acids)
Biological process (GO): transcription elongation by RNA polymerase II
Cellular component (GO): transcription elongation factor complex
Molecular function (GO): RNA polymerase II complex binding
Source: RefSeq, a predicted model, not a curated record
GACAGUUCCUGAGCCAAUAGCACGGCGAGAACGACAUACUUUCAGCCAAUCAGGUAACGCGCAGAGCUGCAGACCGGGUCUCACAGCUUGAGGAAGACCCAACAACGUGUAUUCUCUACAGCCAGAGGCUUGGUUCAUCGUCUGCAAUGGGUCGCCGCAAAUCCAAGCGAAAGCCUCCUCCUAAGAAGAAGAUGACAGGGGAUCUUGAAACUCAGUUUACAUGUCCUUUCUGCAACCACGAGAAGUCAUGUGAUGUCAAAAUGGAGAGAAGCAGAAAUACUGGGAUAAUAUCAUGCACAGUCUGCCUGGAGGAGUUCCAGACCCCCAUUACCUACCUUUCAGAGCCCGUUGAUGUGUACAGCGAUUGGAUAGAUGCCUGUGAAGCAGCCAAUCAAUAGCCCUCAUUGAGGCCGGAUGCCUUUCAGGAGAGGAAGAACGAUGAGGUGACCAGUUGGCCUGGGUUUAUAAGGAUCAAGUUGGUUAGAAGAGGAGUGUGGAAAUAUAAUAUAUUGUUUGUUUUCCCCUGUCAGGUCCUUGUUACUCACAGGUUAAAACUGUGUUCACUUUAGACUUUAAGCUAGGUUCUUGCAGACCCAUUUCGAUACAAACAGGCCCUGGAUGGUUCUGUUGUUCUUAAAAGUUCUGUCUUUUCAGCUCAUAACUCUUGUUUUGAAAUCCUGAGUGACAUUUGUCUCACAAUUUGUUCUCUCUAAUGUACCCUGACUUACCUUCGCACAUCCAACCAGGCAGGCUGCAUGUAAACAAAUUGUUUUAUCUUGGGCUUCAUUUGUGGAUUCAUUUGGUGUAAUGAAAACAAGUGUGUUUUGCAGUCGUAACUGACAUAGAAGAGUAAAAUAGAUUCCAUAAAUUAUUACGGCUUUUAAAAACAAAUCUUCAACCGCUCAAUGUUUAUGGAUUGAACAAUUGUAAAUUUAUUUGAUAGACCUUUGAGCCCAUCAAAUAUAUUAAAUAAAAUAGCAAGGACUGCCAAGGUGGCUUUCAGAAAGAACAAAUAAAUUCUUGAGUUGCCUGCAGAGAGGCCCAUCUUUUAGCUUAUGGUGGGAAAAGCAAACACUUUCAAAAUUUGGAUUUUGAGAGAGAAUAUGAACUCCGCAGCUGUAUAUGCUGUUAAGGAUUAUGUCUGGGGGUAGGUCUGGUGUACAUAAGAGUGAACAGUGUUAUGAAUGUCAUACACACCAAUUUUCUCUCAAACAAAAUCUCACACUAACAGCAGCAGGAUCUAGUUGGAGAGGGCUUGGUCCAAGUUGGCUACACUGCCAUGUACAAAAGCUAGGAUAGAGGUUUCACAUGGGACUGAACUUCAUCUUGGGCUGAAUGUCACAAUUUAAGCUGACAGUAACACGUAUGAUGGCACUGCACGUAGCAUUUGGUUGACAUCUCGGUUUAAUGCUGUGUAGUUGAUUUGGAAAAAGUCCUUUUUUGUUUUUAAUGUAUGCAGACGUAUAUCAUCUAUGUUUAUCAUGCUAAUGACUCGGCUCCUGUGUAAAUUUUAGUUAAUUUUAAAAGUAAUUGUUACCCACAGUUCACCUCAUCUAUGUACAGUCAUUCCAGUGGAGAGAAGGACAAUGUGAGGAAAACAGACUUGCGUUUAGCUGCUAAAAUCUUCAUAAGUUAGGAAGUGUUUCAAAUUCUAUCCUAACAGAUUCAGUGAUCUGUAAUAUUUAAUAUAUACAGGGAAGUGCAAUCCUGCCCGUAUGAACCUGUAAUAUUGUUUUUUUUUUUUUUUUUCCUUUUUCUUUUACAAGAACCAUCAGUGUUGAAUUGUUUACUCAUGGAAAAAAGUGAACUUUUUAUUCUUAAUGUUAAUGAAAUUGAUGAGUGUGACUUGAAAUAAAGGUAAAUGGAAGAAUAAAUUUGUGAUGGUACUACAUUCGGGUGAUACAGUAGGUCUGUUUUCCUUCUUUUUCAAAGACAUUGCCAAUAACUUCUGAUUGGUUGCCCUUUGUCAGAGUGUAACUAUUUUUAUGCGGAAAUUAAAAAUAAAUUAUUUAGACACCAUGA